Messenger RNA from Hippoglossus stenolepis (Pacific halibut), 3892 nucleotides. It is a transcript of the gene agpat2, whose product is annotated as 1-acylglycerol-3-phosphate O-acyltransferase 2 (lysophosphatidic acid acyltransferase, beta). Gene Ontology annotation, molecular function: 1-acylglycerol-3-phosphate O-acyltransferase activity. Gene Ontology annotation, cellular component: membrane; endoplasmic reticulum. The record is from RefSeq and is a predicted model, not a curated record. Gene Ontology annotation, biological process: phosphatidic acid biosynthetic process. NCBI's taxonomy places the organism in Eukaryota, Metazoa, Chordata, Actinopteri, Pleuronectiformes, Pleuronectidae. The coding region runs from base 294 to 1106 and encodes 270 amino acids. The transcript has 6 exons.
UACAACUGAUGACGUGUAGACUCCUCCUCGUGAUGCCGUUUAGCAACAGAUGAGCUUCACGUUCAUUUCUGGGCAGCUGCGGACGAGCCUCGGUACAGCUGCUGCUGCCGUGCCCGUAAAGGAGUGCUGUUUGACGGUGUAAUGUUCGCCCGGGUCCCGGCGCUUCCCUCGCCUCUCGCACCGUAGCCCUACCGGCGUGCUAACGGCUUCUCCACCCCCCCCCCUCCCGUCCAGAGCCCCCUCGUGUGUUCCCGCUGUCAGUGGCGAGUUGGUCGGUGCAGCGGCGGCUCGCUAUGGACGCGCUGUGGGUGAUUCCGCUGCUGCUGGUGCCGCUGCUGAUGUGGACCAGCAGCACGUUUGUUUUCUAUUUCAAAAAGUGCUUCUAUGUGGCCUGGAUGAUGGUCCUGGCGCUGGUCGCCAUCCCUCUGUGCAUACUGAAGAGCGGCGGCAGAGACGUAGAGAACAUGAGGAUUAUCCGCAUCCUGGUUCGUCACGUGAAGUAUUUCCUGGGUCUGCGGUUUGAAGUGAGCGGUUGGGAGCAUCUGCAGACAGAGGGACCCUAUGUCAUCAUCUCCAACCAUCAGAGUUCCCUGGAUGUAUUGGGCCUGAUGGAGAUUUUACCAGACCGUUGCACCAUGAUCGCUAAGAAGGAGUUGGUCUACGCCGGCACAGUGGGCCUCAUCUGCUGGCUGGGCGGCAUCGUCUUCAUCAACCGCAAGAAGACGAGCGAUGCCAAGAGUGUCAUGGCUGACGCUGCCAAAACCAUGUUGGACGACCAGAUUCGUCUGUGGGUGUUCCCGGAAGGAACGCGAAAUCAGACAGGCGACCUGCUGCCAUUUAAAAAAGGUGCUUUCCACCUGGCAGUGCAGGCACAAGCGCCCAUCAUACCCAUCGUUUUCUCCUCCUACAACAGCUUCUACCUACGGAAAGAAAAGCAGUUCAAAUCAGGGACCAUCAGAUUGAAGAUCCUUCCAAAGAUCGACACAAAAGGGAUGACGUCUGAUGACGUGGCGUCCCUCUCCGACAAAUCCUUCAACGUGAUGCGCUCGGUCUUCCUGGACACCUCCAACUCUGUUCCCCAGAGCAACGGGCCCUCGAGGCACUGAACACUUACCAUACUCCUGCCUCUCCUCCUCCCGUGUCCCUGUCUGAGACCCAUUCCUCCCCCCUCCAGACCUCCCUGCUCUCCCCCACCCCCAGGUUGUCCCAUUACCUGGCCAGGAAACAACAAGACACAGGUCACUUGUCAUGAAAUGUCUUGUCUCGUAGAUGCCUGGUCCAGUCCGCAUCUGGCCUGGCCAUACAGCACAGUCAGUCCCGACCCUCACUGUGUCUGCAGCAGCACGCCGUGAGCGGAGUGACGGACGGACGAGCCGAACAGUAUGGAUGUGUGUCGUUCUUCAUGCAUGCCUUUUGGAUGGCUCUCUCCACCCUCUACCUUGCUUUAUUCUCUUGCUUCGGACGCCAGGUCUUGUUUGACCGCCAUUUUAUUUUCUUUGUCUUUUUUUUUUUUCUCCGUCUUUUGGCUUUCUGUCGAGCAGAUGAGCUUUGCAUUCUCUCUAUUUCUGCUCAUAAACGUCAGUGGCUAUUUAUGUGUUCUGCUCAUGCUGCAUUUGUUUUAGUUACCUUUGAAUGCUCACACACACAUUCAACAUACCCGUAUCUCCUUCCUUCCUUUACUUUUAGUGUCUUCUCCCCCUUUCUGCAUUCCAGUUUCUUGCCUAAAGAAUAAAGGAAGCGGGGUCUCUCCGAGCGUUGGAUUGCGUGGAGGUGAGAGGUCGACAACGGUUCACCAUGGACUCCUUUUAGUUCUGUCGCUAUAAAUUAAACUCCGCAUCCAUGUUGGCUCUUCAACUCUUAAGACCAAUAGCUCCAUGACAUACCUAAUGAUGUCAGCAAGCGAGGAAUUCAAGGUUACGAGAUCCAGUGCAAAAACAAUAGCACCCAUCUGUACUGGAUUAAUGGACUGAUCCGUUUUCAGUGUUGUGCGUUGUUGAUGUACCAUUGUGCUUUCUUUCAGUUUGUCUCCAAAAGAUUAGAAAUGCCCUGCGUGCAGCACCGAGCUCCAAAGUGUCUUCUGGCUGAAUUUUUUUUGUUUUGUUUUUCUAUUUAUUUUCAUGUCGGCUAAUCAUAUUUUUUUUUUUUGUUGGUUGUUUUUCUUUCAAAGAAGUGAUCACAUGUUUUUUGCUCCUCGCAGGGAACUCACAAGUGAACCUAUUUAAGAAGUGUCAAAAAAAGGUGAUUUUCAUAAAGUGCAAUGUCCAACGGUUUCAACAUUACUGUUCCAAAGUGCAAGCCACCUGCUGUGCCAUGACAAAGUGGUUUCUGGGAGGUUUCCGAUGUAAAGACCCUUCUACCGACUGACCUUCUGAAUCAGUCGUGUGUUGACUGAUGACCCUUUACCAAGAAUAUAUUUACCUUUUUACCAAUGAUAUGAUGUGGUUCUUGCUGUAAGUAAAGAGUAUAUGGAGUUAUUUAGAUCUCAAGAAUCCUUUUAACUUGGUCUGAACUUGAAGAUUCACUAAUUACUAACACCCCGACAUCUCAGACGAGUUUAAUUACAUCAAAUGUAUUUUGUGAAAUGUUUUUUUACUAAUUAAUAUGGGAGUUGUUUUGGUUGUGAUCUUCUGAUUUAGUAAUUACCUAACCUUAUAGAAAAUAUCAGAUUAUUUAAAAAAGAAAAAAAAGUUGUUGAAAUUUUGGCCUUAAGUUUGAUUGGUGGUUGUUGUUGCACUUUGGAUUGUUCUGCUUGUUUGCUUAUAAUUGUUUUAAAUUGUUUGUACUAAUGACGUCUAUCCUCAUAGAAGUUUUUUUUUGUUUACAUCCAGGUCUUAAAUUUCACAUUUCUCACUGCCUUUACAAUGUUAGUGAAAUCCCUUAUUUUGCCCAUCAAACACCCUCAGAGAAUGUAUUUCAGCAUUCAUGAUAUUUAUGUACGUAUUCAUUUUUUUUAAAGUGGGGCGCUGUCUUCCGUACAGUUGGCGAUAAAUCGAGGAAAUGUUUUUAUUUGAGCAUUAAUUGUUAAAUCUGGACUGACGUGGUGAUGUGCACACGGAUCAUCUUGUGAAUGGGUUUAAUCAAUACUCUGGUUUUAAGCCUGUACACUGCUGUUCAUCACUAGUUUUACUGAUGCCUGCUGAGCUCCCAUUUGGACAGAGCUUUGUUUAUGUUCAAGGCUGGUAUAGAAUAUACACCCAACAAUAAUAAUUGUUAUAACAAAUCAUUUUUUUCCCCCUUAGUUUGAAUAUAUUUAUUGACUUUUUCUUAUCUGUAAUAGCAGAUUUGACCUUCGCAACAAGUGGUUUGAAUGUCUAAAAAGUACCAAAUUGGUUUCUUCCAAAAAAUAUGAAUUGUACCAUAUACAUUUUGCUUAUGGAGUGUUUUAUCCAUUAAUUUUAUUGUUCUUUUGUAAUUCAAACAUGUGAUUUGUGAGCUUUGUGUCAUGGGCUUGAACCAAACCGGCUCUGCAAUAACCCUGCAAUUUUUAUUUCAUUUUUUUUCCCGUUUACAAACUAAUAUGUAAGAUAUUGGGAGGGAAAAAGAUUCAAAGUAUUCUGAACCUUAAUAAAGCACUUUUCAUGCUGAGUUUGGGUUGAAAAACAAAAAGAUGACUUAAAGUUUUUUAUCUCUGAUUUUCACCAAAGCUAUUAAAGUGUAAUUGGCGGUAGCUUUAGAUGGAUAUGAGAAACUGAGCUGACAUGCUGCAGAGCCGUGAGUGUGUGUGUGUAUGUGUGGUCCCUUACUGUAUAUGUGUGUAAAUACACACACGGUAUAGAUGCUCAUUAUAUUAUCGGGUUAACAUUGAUGAUGUAGUGUUCUUGAUUUUCAGCUCUUCUGGGUAGACGUGAAUGCCUUGCAAAAGAAUAAAUAAAGAUUUUCUUUCUUUUCUUAA